This is a messenger RNA of Pantherophis guttatus, 1695 nucleotides long. NCBI's taxonomy places the organism in Eukaryota, Metazoa, Chordata, Lepidosauria, Squamata, Colubridae. The record is from RefSeq and is a predicted model, not a curated record.
UUGUUUUGUUUUGUUUUGUUUUUGAAAUAAAAUGAUGUAUUCUUGGUAUAGGACAUCAGAUAAAUCAUCAAAGAUGUGUAAAUACAUUUCAAAGCAAAGCAAGAAUUGUGAAAAGAAUGGGGAAAGAUUUUAUCAUGCAGGGUAGACGUGUGAGAAAUCUCAGAAAUUUUAUAUCAAAUUAACACAACAAUGCGAAGAAUUAGAAAGGCUAAAAAUUGUGAAAUAUAAAUUUAAAAAAGAAUUAGAGAAAGUUAACAAUGACUAGACUAACUCAGAAAUAAUAUGCAUUUGGUAUCCAAAAAUAAAAGAAAAAUGGAAAGUAUCCCAGAAGUUCUAUUCGAUAGGUGAGAUUUAUUUGGGGGGGGGAUUUUAAAAUGACUCCAAACCUCUGAGCCUGUGGUGGAUUAAAAAUACAAUUGUUAAAUUUACCAGUUAAAUAAAAUGUUGCUUCCAUUGAUUAUGUCCUGAUACAUUCAUACUUUCAGGAGACCAGGAACAGAGUACUGGAAAAUGCUGUCCUUCCUUUUCGCAAUCCAAGCGAUCGACAAGAAUCCCAACAUUUUGUUCAAUGUCACCCUGGGAUACAACAUCUAUGACAAUUAUUUCACACCACAAAUGACCUCGGAGGGUUUGCUGGACCUGCUUUCGGAGGGGGAGGCCAAUGUUCCCAACUACAGCUGUGGAAGGCAGAGAAACACCGUGGCUGUUCUCGAAGCUUUUGGUAUUGACAUCUCCAUCCAGAUUUCAACCAUGUUGGGAACCUACAAAAUCCCACAGAUCAGUCACGGUUUUGACUCCCAGGUUAUGAGUGAUGAAAAUCCUUUCUUCUACCCAAUGCUCCCAGCUGAAGGAGCCCAUUACCAAGGGAUGGUGAUGCUGGUACUCCAUUUCAGGUGGACCUUGGUGGGUCUCCUUGCUCCAGACACUGAGAAUGGACAACAGUUCAUGAGGACGAUGACUUCCCAGCUAGUCAGGAAUGGCAUUUGCCCAGUUUUAUCACAAACCUUUUCCCCAGUUUCACGGGAAGCGAAGAUAGAGUGGCAUUUAUUCCUCAGUUGGAGAAAGAUCAAUGUCUUUAUUUUUGGUGCAGACUUGAGUUCAUUCAGUUUUCAUUCUUUCCUUCGAACUGCUGAGUUUUACAAUAAUUCCAUCAAUGGGGUAUAUUUGGAUGAGAAUGGAAAGCUGGUAGCAGACCUGGACAUUGGGAACACAGUGGUUUUCCCCAAUUACUCUGCUACCACAGUGACACUUGGGAGGCUAGAAAGAGUGGGAUCCUUGGAUUUCAAGUUCAUGAUGAACCAGAACGCUAUUGCAAAGAUGGAGAUGCUGAACAAGCCCCAGCCUCCUUCCAGGUGUGUGGAAAGCUGUCCUCCUGGAUACAUGAAGGUGGCUCAGGAAGGGAAGCCCAUCUGCUGCUACAAUUGUCGUCCUUGUGCAGAAGGAACCAUCUCCACCAUGGAAGAUGCAGACAAAUGUACCAAAUGUCCAGAAGAUCAACAUCCAAACACCUAUCGAGUUCACUGUAUCCCCAAGAUUAAAAAUUAUCUUUCUUAUAAGGAAAAUCUGGGGAUCAUCCUGACUUCCAUUGCCUUGCCCAGCUGUAAUAUUAACAUUCCCCCUCCAGAUAAGAAACAUGAUCCAUCAACAAUUGACCAAGAGAAACCAGAACACAGAAACUCCAAACUGGCCCUUUGA